AUUAAUGGACCCAUCCGCCGGCUAAGGCAUCAUGACCCUUACCCCACCCCCCGUUUUGCCGGCCAUACCCAUCAAAAUCCCUUUUAUUUCUUCCUUAUAUUUCCUCCCAUCCUCCCCCAUACAAACACUAGUCUCUCGCUCUCUCCCGUGCCCGCCAAUUCAUCAGUGUUAUCUUUUAUUUAUUACUGUAAUAUUGUUUCAACCAUGCAACAGUGUGUGGACGAACUUUCUGACGACGUCGACGCCCUUAGCUUCGAGUCGUCCAGCACCGGCACCGACUUGAAGCCCCAUACUGCACCUUCCGGCGACCCACGUUGGGACGCCAUCCGCCGCGGCCACGACCAGUCCCUGGCGGCCGCCUUCGCCAUCGGUGACUUCCGGUUCCUCCGGCGGCUGGGAAGCGGUGAUAUUGGCAGCGUCUACCUAGCGGAGCUGAAGUGCGCCAGCGGGUGCCUGUUUGCGGCCAAAGUGAUGGACAAAGAAGAACUGGCGAGCAGGAAUAAGGAAGGGAGAGCGGGGGUAGAGAGGGAAAUACUGGAAUUGUUGGACCAUCCAUUUUUGCCCACUCUCUAUGCCACCGUCGACUCUCCCCGGUGGUCUUGCUUGCUCACGGAGUUCUGCCCCGGCGGCGACCUCCAUGUUCUCCGGCAACGCCAGCCCCUCAAAAGAUUCGACGAAGCCGCCGUCCGGUUCUACGCAUCAGAAGUGGUGGCCGCGCUUGAGUAUCUCCAUAUGAUGGGCAUUGUGUACCGUGAUUUAAAGCCCGAGAACGUUCUCAUCCGAUCUGACGGCCAUAUCAUGCUCACCGAUUUCGAUCUCUCCCUCAGAUGCCACACCUUUGCAUCAACCACAUCCACUGGCUACAACCUCCAUGCAGCAUUCGCCAAUUCCUCUUGCAUUUUGCCUAAUUGCAUUGUGCCGGCCGUGUCAUGCUUUCAGUAUCCGAGGAGCAAGCAUCGGAGGCGUCGCCGGGACAGACUCUGCUCUGGCGGUGCGAUGGUGGAGAUCGUGGCGGAGCCGGUGGAAGCUCGAUCCAUGUCUUUUGUCGGGACGCAUGAGUACUUGGCACCAGAGAUUGUGGCGGGGGAAGGGCACGGCAAUGCAGUGGACUGGUGGACGUUAGGGGUAUUUAUGUUUGAGCUGUGGUACGGUGUGACGCCAUUUAAGGGCGGGGAUCACGACCUAACCCUAGCUAACAUUGUGGCUAGGGCGCUGGAGUUCCCAAAAGAGCCGGCGGUCACGACGCCGGCGAAGGAUUUGAUGACGCAGCUGAUGGCGAAGGAUCCGACGAAGCGGCUAGGAUCCGCCACUGGAGCCACCGCCAUCAAACGCCAUCCAUUCUUUGCUGGCGUGAAUUGGGCGCUGCUGCGAUGUACAGCUCCACCUUUCCUUCCUGGCGCUGCCGACUUUGACAUUGAUGCUGCUUCGGUCGAGUAUUACUAGUUUCAAAACCACCCUUGCUAAUUUUUUGUGUAAUUUGUUACUAAAAGACACUUGGGGCAAAUAAUUGAUAAUUAGAAAAUUAUUAUUAUUCA
This is a messenger RNA of Diospyros lotus (date-plum), 1535 nucleotides long. Its product is annotated as serine/threonine-protein kinase D6PKL2-like. NCBI's taxonomy places the organism in Eukaryota, Viridiplantae, Streptophyta, Magnoliopsida, Ericales, Ebenaceae. The transcript has 2 exons. Gene Ontology annotation, biological process: protein phosphorylation. Gene Ontology annotation, molecular function: protein serine/threonine kinase activity; ATP binding. The record is from RefSeq and is a predicted model, not a curated record. Bases 205 to 1443 code for a protein of 412 amino acids. Gene Ontology annotation, cellular component: plasma membrane; nucleus; cytoplasm.